UCUGGAGCUUUGGGCACGGGGGAGGAGAACGGCGCGAGGCUGGGGUGGGGAAGAGGACAGGGAGCAGAGGCGAGGCGGCUGGAGAAAGAAUCAAGCCCGGGGCUGAUUUGAAGGUGAGCGUAGGGGUUUCUCGAGACCCACAGGGGGCAGCCGGAGUCGGCUGCCGGAGGUGCGGGGGCGGAGAAAGGGUGGGGACCAGCCCCGCGGGGGGCGAUGCGGUAGCUGCGGCGGCGGCCGCAGGAGUUUCCCACAAUGCAGCGCGGUGCGCUGUCCCCGGUGCUGAUGCUCAGCGCUGCCCCGGAGCCUCCGCCGCGCCCGCCUCCCGCCCUUUCCCCGCCCGGCCCCGGCCCCGGCCCCGGCCCCCGCCAUGGCUCAGCUCGGCCCGGCCCUGCCCCAGAGCCGUCGGGGGGCCUGGCUGCGGCGCUGGACAGCAGCCUGCGGGCCGCCGUGGCGUUCAAGGCGGAGGGCCAACGCUGCUACCGAGAGAAGAAGUUCCGGGAAGCCAUCGGCAAGUAUCACCGGGCACUGCUGCAGCUGAAAGCAGCGCAGGGGGCCCGCCCUGGCGGCCUGCCCGCCCCCGCCCCCGGGCCUUCCGCCAGCCCGGGGCCGGCCCGCCUCAGCGAGGAGCAGCAGCGCCUGGUGGAGAGCACGGAGGUGGAAUGCUAUGACUCUCUCACGGCUUGCUUGCUGCAGUCGGAGCUGGUGAACUACGAGCGGGUGCGUGAGUACUGUCUCAAGGUGCUGGAGAAGCAGCAGGGCAAUUUCAAGGCCACCUACCGCGCCGGCAUUGCCUUCUACCAUCUGGGCGACUACCCACGUGCGCUGCGUUACCUGCAGGAGGCCCGCAGCCGGGAGCCCACAGACACCAACGUCCUGCGCUACAUCCAGCUGACUCAGCUGAAGAUGAGCCGCUGCAGCCUCCCGCGGGACGACCCUGGGCAGGGGCCCGGCCUCGGGGUGUGAGGGCUGAGGCCGACUCCGUCCCCUCACCCUGUAACCUCCUGGCCUCCCGUGUGUGCUGGUAAAGCUCUUGUGACCGCAA
Messenger RNA from Oryctolagus cuniculus (rabbit), 1042 nucleotides. It is a transcript of the gene TTC9B, whose product is annotated as tetratricopeptide repeat domain 9B. Lineage: Eukaryota; Metazoa; Chordata; Mammalia; Lagomorpha; Leporidae. The record is from RefSeq and is a predicted model, not a curated record. Gene Ontology annotation, molecular function: protein binding.